Messenger RNA from Vigna unguiculata (cowpea), 1149 nucleotides. RefSeq lists its product as uncharacterized. The record is from RefSeq and is a predicted model, not a curated record. NCBI's taxonomy places the organism in Eukaryota, Viridiplantae, Streptophyta, Magnoliopsida, Fabales, Fabaceae.
AUGCCUCCCAUCGUUUUUAUAGAUGAUGACUUUCAUGGCCUCGACCAUCAACAAGAUGACCCCAUUGUUAUCACCGUUGAAAUCGAAAAUUACGCUGUCAAAAAAGUCCUCGUUGAUCAAGGCAGCUCCGUUGAUAUCCUCUACUGGGCCACCUACCAGAAACUUCAGCUUCCUGACACCGCCAUGGUCCCAUAUGACGAGCCAAUAUAUGGCUUUUCCAGUGAACAGGUAUCCACCCAGGGCUACAUUGACCUCCACACCGUCUUUCAGGAGGGGACCCAGACUAAAACCAUCCCAAUCCGCUUCCUUAUCGUCGACGCACCAACAUCCUAUAACAUCCUGCUGGGCCGUCCUUCCCUCAAUACUCUCGAUGUCGUCGUUUCCACCCCUCACCUAGCCAUGAAGUUCCCUGCCCCAUCCGACGACAUCCUUACAACCCACUACGACCAGCGCUUGGCACGCGAAUUCUACAUGGCCAGCUUGCGCCCACAACUCCUAAUCCAACAAACCAACCAUAUCGAACGACCCCCUUGCUCCAGCAAAGCCCUAUCCGGCGAGGAUCAUGACCCUAGAAUAGGCCGGGACGUUCGCCUCGAACCAAUUGAGGACACCUCCCCUCUAGAGCUUUCCAAUGAUUACACGGACCUGAACAAGGCUUGCCCUCGUGACACUUACCCCUUACACAACAUUGAUCGACUCGUGGACGGCGCAGCAGGGAACAAGGUGCUUACUUUCCUGGAUGCAUAUUUUGGGUAUAGCCAAAUUCCCAUGGCCGCAUCAGACAUGCACAAAACCGCCUUCAUCACGGACGAUGCCAAUUACUUCUACAAGGUCAUGCCCUUUGGCCUCAAAAACGCCGGAGCAACUUACCAACGGCUCAUGGACAAGGUUUUCAGCCACCUAAUGGGACACUGUGUUGAAGUAUACGUCGACGACAUGGUUGUCAAGUCCCCAAGUCAUCGCCAACAUGCCGAGGACCUGUCAGCAGUCUUCUCCACACUACGUCAGUACAACCUUCGUCUAAACCCUGACAAGUGCGUAUUCGACGUUGAUCGGGCCACUGAUUAUACCGUCAGCGUCGUGCUCGUCCAAGAAAUAGAAGGCACAACAUCCAGUGUAUUUUGUGAGCAGAACGUUGCAAGAUCCUAA